GAUGGCGGACGAAGUGUGUCGAAAUACAGCCAAAUUGAAAAACAAAUUAUAGUCUAAAUAAUAGUUAUCUUACGUUAAAAAGAGUGGUUUAAGUGCAAGACACGAUGAACGGUGUUACGCGAGGAGGAUGUAGUAAGCCGUUCAAUAAAUUUGAUCGUCAGUCAAGUAAUAAAUCUCGAGGUUCACCUAGAGGUGCCUACAUCAUGGAUAAAGCCUUGUUACCUCGUAUGAAACAGUAUUUGAGCCAGUUUAGGAAAGGAUACACACCUGAUAUAGAAGAAAUGACGUCACAUUUACAAUCUAGAUACAGUGACUACAGCAGAAAGAAAAGAAAUUCAUUUAGGUUUUCAGUCCAAAAAGCGUUUAAGGUAUUAAAUGACCAAGAUAAUGAAGAAAAACAUCUUCAAAGACUAGAAGAGAAGUUCCUUCAAGAAAAAUCUAAGGACUUCAGUUUUAUACCACUGGUGGAUGAUAGAAGAAAGGAAAACGUGAGUGUUGAGGAUAAAGAAGGCAGUGACACAAGCGACAGUGAAUUAUCCCUUCUAGAGGAACCAUUGAUUGAAACACAGGGUAGCAACUUGAUGAACCAAUCAAUGCAAUCCAUGUACAGGCUGUCAACAUCAAGACCUUCAUCUGAAGCCGAGGACAACAACCAAACAGAAAAUGAUCCCACUGGUAACAUUAGUACACCGAUAGUUGUCAUUGAUACCAACCUACCUUCAAGCACACCACAAGCAAUUAAAUCAUCAUCAGUACCAUCAACAAUGGAAGAGAGUACAUCAAACCAGCAACCUGGUGAUAAACCUAUAGAUAUAUCAAGAGAUCAAGACUCAUCAGUCAUUAAUAAACCAAAUACUCCAAACUCACAAAACAAAAGAAAAACAGAUAUAUCAGACAAGGAAGAAGUUUCUUCAAGACCUUCUAAGAAGAGACGAAGGAGUAGAGCAGAAAACAGCAACAAUGAAAAUGAAAUUAAUGAAGAUAAACCCAAAGGCUUUACACCAACUCAGUCGUCAGUGAAGUUCUCCGACGUAGGUGGCUGUGAGGAGACAAUAGAGCAAGUAUGUAAAAUGCUUAUCCAUAUGUGUCACCCUGAAGUAUUUUCCACUCUUGGUAUCACUCCUCCCAGAGGGUUUCUUCUGCAUGGACCUCCUGGAUGUGGCAAGACUCUUCUGGCUCAUGCUAUUGCUGGGGAGCUCGAACUCCCAUUUUUAAAGCUGGCAGCAACAGAGAUUGUAUCUGGAGUGUCAGGAGAAUCAGAAGAGAAAGUUAGAGAACUGUUUAACAGUGCUGUGACUCAAGCACCUUGUGUCAUGUUCAUUGAUGAGAUAGAUGCCAUCACUCCCAAAAGAGAAACAGCAUCUAAAGACAUGGAGAGAAGGAUUGUUUCCCAGUUGCUUACAUGCAUGGAUGACCUCAAUAAUAAUAGCACAGCCCAGGUACUUGUGAUCGGUGCAACCAACAGACCUGAUUCCCUUGAUCCUGCACUCAGAAGGGCUGGAAGAUUUGACAGAGAGAUUAGUAUGGGUAUCCCAGAUGAAAAAGCUAGAGAAAGGGUUCUAAAGGUGUUAUGUAAACAGCUCAAGUUAAGUGAUGAGUUCAGCUUUGCCAUGCUGGCUCGUUUGACUCCUGGUUUUGUGGGUGCUGAUCUUAUGGCCUUGACCAGAGAAGCAUCUAUGAUUGCUGUCAACAGAGUCUUCAAAAGUCUUCAAAAUCACCCUGCACUUGAAGCCACAGAGGGAACCAGGAGGGAAAUCCAAGGGAGUGAUGACAAAAUGAAGGAAGAUGAAAAUAAAACUGAGACAAAUCAAGAAAAAACAGAACGUUCUGAGGCAGUUAACAUAAAUGUAAUGCAAUGGUUAAAGGACCAGCCUCCACUAACUGACGAACAGCUUUCAUCUUUGUCAAUUACCUUUGAUGAUUUCAAAGAAGCUUUGACUGUUGUGCAGCCAUCAGCUAAAAGAGAAGGAUUUGCUACUAUACCAGAUGUCACAUGGAAUGACAUUGGAGCACUGAAAGAUGUUAGAGAGGAAUUAUCCAUGGCUAUACUGGCACCAGUCCAACACCCAGACGAGUUUGCUUCUUUAGGUUUAUCGCACCCCCCUGGAAUCCUGCUGGCAGGACCCCCCGGAUGUGGCAAAACCCUCCUUGCAAAGGCGAUUGCAAAUGAAUCAGGAAUUAAUUUUAUUUCCGUUAAAGGUCCAGAACUUCUUAACAUGUAUGUGGGUGAGAGUGAACGUGCAGUAAGGCAAGUAUUUCAAAGAGCCAGGAAUUCAUCUCCUUGUGUCAUAUUCUUUGAUGAACUUGAUGCGUUAUGCCCAAGAAGAAGUGGCAGUUCCGAGUCAGGUGUAAGUGUUCGCGUGGUGAAUCAACUCCUUACUGAAAUGGACGGAUUAGAAGCCAGAAAACAAGUCUUUAUCAUGGCUGCCACAAACAGACCAGAUAUUAUUGAUCCCGCUGUCAUGAGACCCGGCCGCUUGGAUAAAGUGUUGUAUGUUGGGUUACCAAGCAGUGAAGACAGGAAAGACAUUUUGAUGACCAUCACCAAGGGAGGUACCAAGCCAGUUCUGUUACCAGAGGUGGAUAUUGAGAAGAUUGGUUUCAGUGAACGAUGCAAUGGAUAUUCUGGAGCUGAUUUAGCUGCGCUUGUACGAGAAGCAUCAAUGGCUGCUCUACGUGAAUGCAUUAGCAUAUCCUCGUUACAUGACAAGCAGACGAACGGCCCUGCCACGCGUGUUGAUCUUGAUGGGAUUGGAGUAGGAAACAGACAUUUCGACAUUGCGUUCGACAAGGUUAAGCCAUCAGUAUCAAACAAGGACCACGUCGCAUAUCACCAAAUCAAGACGUCUGCGGCCAAACUUUGACCAGACCAAAACAACGUAUCAUCUUGAAUAAAAGCCACAGGAAGAAAAAAAGGAAUACUUUAUAAAUUCACARAAGCAUAAUUUAUCAGUAAAAAGAAAAAGAGAAAGAAACACUUGUAUAUUGAAUAUGUUUUUACUCAGAGACAACUGAGACAAAACGUUUUGAAUUGGAAAGAAAUCGUAUUACUUCCCUGCUAGCAUAGUCUCCCUCGUUGGCGAUUCUUGGCAGAGAAAAAUACAACAGAAAAAUAACUGAUAUUCAAAUAAAGCGUCUCUUCUCUA
Messenger RNA from Actinia tenebrosa (Australian red waratah sea anemone), 3146 nucleotides. RefSeq names its product nuclear valosin-containing protein-like. Gene Ontology annotation, cellular component: nucleus. The record is from RefSeq and is a predicted model, not a curated record. Gene Ontology annotation, molecular function: ATP binding; RNA binding; ATP hydrolysis activity. Lineage: Eukaryota; Metazoa; Cnidaria; Anthozoa; Actiniaria; Actiniidae. Gene Ontology annotation, biological process: ribosome biogenesis.